Molecule: messenger RNA, 2729 nt
Organism: Lactuca sativa (garden lettuce)
Lineage: Eukaryota; Viridiplantae; Streptophyta; Magnoliopsida; Asterales; Asteraceae
Gene: P5CS1
Product: delta1-pyrroline-5-carboxylate synthase 1
Cellular component (GO): cytoplasm
Molecular function (GO): glutamate 5-kinase activity; glutamate-5-semialdehyde dehydrogenase (NADP+) activity; ATP binding
Source: RefSeq, a predicted model, not a curated record
AUUGAAAUGUGAGAAAUGGAAAUUGAGUGACCAAAACUGUUAGAAAGCAAAAACCAGACUGAUCGAAAUGUCGAUUUGCAUGUGUAUAUACUAUAUAUAUACGCGGAUAAAUCAUUACUGCAGAAUCAGAUGGAAGUGGAACCCUACGAUUAGAGUCGUAAGCGAGUUUCCUCGUCGUUAUCUCAUUCGUCGAAGAAGACAGGCGCCAAAUCACACACACACAGAGAUACAUACACACACACUUUAAGCUUUCAACAAUGGACGCAAUCGAUCCAACUCGCGGAUUUCUUAAAGAUGUUAAGCGUAUCGUUAUCAAGGUUGGGACAGCUGUUGUCACUCGAGAUGAUGGAAGACUUGCUCUGGGAAGAUUAGGAGCACUUUGCGAGCAGAUCCAAGCACUAAAUUCUCAAGGAUUUGAGGUUAUCUUGGUGUCAUCUGGUGCUGUUGGAGCUGGUAGACAAAGGCUUAGAUACAGGAAACUAAUCAACAGCAGCUUUGCGGAUCUGCAGAAACCACAAGCUGAGCUUGAUGGAAAGGCAUGUGCAGCUGUUGGACAAAAUGGUCUUAUGGCACUUUAUGAUACACUGUUUAGCCAGCUGGAUGUGACUUCAGCUCAGCUUCUCGUGACUGAUAAUGACUUUAGGAGUUCAGAAUUUAGGAAACAACUUACUGAAACCGUGGAUUCUUUGUUAUCUUUAAAAGUCAUUCCUGUAUUCAAUGAGAAUGAUUCCAUUAGCACCCGCAGAGCUCCAUAUGAGGAUUCUUCUGGUAUAUUCUGGGAUAAUGACAGCCUUGCAGCUUUACUGGCUUUGGAGUUGAAAGCUGAUCUUCUUGUGCUGUUAAGUGAUGUAGAUGGGCUUUAUAGUGGGCCUCCUAGUGAUCCUCAAUCAAAGCUGAUUUAUACAUACAUCAAGGAAAAACUGGAGAAUACAAUUACUUUUGGUGAUAAGUCUAGGCUAGGAAGAGGUGGUAUGACUGCUAAAGUAAAAGCUGCAGUUUAUGCUUCACAAGCUGGCAUCCCUGUUGUCAUCACCAGUGGCUUUGCUGGGGACAAUAUUGUAAAAGUUCUUAGAGGACAACGCAUUGGUACACUAUUCCACAGAGAUGCUCAUACAUGGAUCCCAAGUGGGGAGUUAAAUGCACGUGAAAUGGCAGUUGCUGCAAGAGAAAGUUCUAGACUCCUUCAGGCUAUGCCUGCAGAAGAGAGGUGUAAAAUUCUACUAGCUAUAGCUGAUGCACUGGAAGCAAAUGAGAAAAUGAUUUUACAUGAAAAUGAAGCUGAUGUGGCAACUGCACAAGAUGAUGGAUAUGAAUCAUCAUUAGUAUCUCGGUUGGCUCUUAAACCUGGGAAGGUCUCUAGUCUUGCAAAAGCAAUUCGUGUGAUUGCAAAAAUGGAAGAACCAAUUGGUCAAGUAUUAAAGAGAACAGAGCUGUCAGAUGGAUUCAUCUUAGAGAAAAUGUCAUCUCCCUUGGGUGUCCUACUUGUUAUCUUUGAGUCUCGACCUGAAGCACUAGUUCAGAUAGCAUCAUUGGCCAUCAGAACUGGGAAUGGGCUCUUGUUAAAAGGAGGAAAGGAAGCAAAACGGUCUAAUGCAAUCUUGCACAAGAUUAUCACUCAAUGUAUCCCAGACACAGUUGGUAAAGGGUUAAUCGGUCUCGUGACUUCUAGAGAAGAAAUUCCUGAAUUACUCAAGCUUGAUGAUGUCAUCGAUCUUGUGAUUCCAAGAGGCAGCAAUGAACUGGUUUCUCAGAUAAAGUCUGCAACACUAAUACCUGUUCUUGGUCAUGCUGAUGGAAUUUGUCAUGUCUAUGUUGACAAAUCUGCUGACAUGGAAAAAGCAAAAAACAUAGUUUUGGAUGCAAAAACAGAUUACCCAGCAGCCUGUAACGCUAUGGAAACUCUUCUUGUUCAUGAGGAGUUGCUGCAGAAUGGUGGUGUUAACGAGCUUCUGAUUGAACUUCAAACCAAAGGUGUGAGUAUAAAUGGUGGUCCAAAGGCAUGUUCUUUGCUUAAUCUUCCACAAGCACCAUCAUUUCAUCAUGAGUACAGCUCAAUGUCAUGCACUAUUGAAAUUGUUGAUGAUGUGCAUGCUGCCAUUGAUCAUAUACACAAGCAUGGAAGUGCGCAUACUGAUUGCAUUGUAACAGAAGACAUGGAAGCUGCAAACAUAUUUCUGCGCUUAGUUGACAGUGCUGCUGUGUUUCAUAAUGCAAGCACAAGAUUUAGUGAUGGAUUUCGUUUUGGUCUUGGUGCAGAGGUUGGUAUAAGUACUAGCAGGAUCCAUGCUCGUGGGCCCGUAGGAGUUGAAGGAUUGCUAACAACGCGAUGGAUUGCGCGAGGAAGUGGACAAGUGGUGGACAAUGAUAAAGGGGUUGUGUAUACGCACAAGGAUCUUACCCAGCAAGCUUAAAAUUAGUGCUCCAGUCAAACCUUGAAUGGCGAGCAGCUACUUGUGGAUGAUUUUUGUUGCCUGAGCCACGUGUGUGCUAAUUGUUAUCUAUCAAGUGUGAAAUGAAGGUAGCAACAACAUGGAAAUGAUGAUGGUGAUGAUGAUGGUGGUGAUGAUGAUGAUGGGUAUAUUUGUCCUCAGAAAAACAAAAUUACUAGAAUGUUGUACAAUUACAUUUGACAGCACCGGCUUUUUAUGUGUUCGUGACGUAUAAGCGAACCAGGCCGGUGACUGUUGACUGAACUAUUUUUAUUUAAUAAAUUACUCCCUUCGUCCCAA